This is a messenger RNA of Sardina pilchardus (European sardine), 879 nucleotides long. RefSeq names its product cytosolic phospholipase A2 gamma-like. The coding region runs from base 1 to 879 and encodes 292 amino acids. The transcript has 7 exons. Gene Ontology annotation, molecular function: calcium-dependent phospholipid binding; calcium ion binding. Gene Ontology annotation, biological process: glycerophospholipid catabolic process. Gene Ontology annotation, cellular component: nuclear envelope; cytosol; nucleoplasm. The record is from RefSeq and is a predicted model, not a curated record. Lineage: Eukaryota; Metazoa; Chordata; Actinopteri; Clupeiformes; Clupeidae.
AUGACAACCUUUGGAUGCAUGCCCAGUUUUAACAACGUUCCUCAUGUGGCACUGUUGGGUUCUGGGGGUGGACAAAGGGCCCACAUCGGCUUCCUUGGUGUUAUGCGGCAGUUGGGAAGAGAACAUCUCCUAGACUGCAUGCAGUAUGUGGCCGGAGUGUCUGGAUCCACAUGGUGCAUGUCCUCAUUGUAUCAAGACCCGCAGUGGACACAGCAUGCAGAGGAGGCUACAAAUAAAGCACUGUUGAGCAUGUCUGAGGGGGAGGGUGUCACCUUCCAUGAUGGCGUCCAGUGGAUGAAGCAGAGAUACGCAGAGGGAGAUUUUUCCCUCACUGAUCUGGCGCAGGAGUCUAGACCUCUAGACCAAGAUGGAAAUGGGGCCAGUCUGUACCCACUCUACAGUGCCGUUGAAAAGCACUGCUUCGACAAGGACCAGCAAAAAGACAUGUGGUUUGAGUUCAGCCCCCACGAGGUUGGCUUCCUAGAGCCUGGAGCUUACGUGAAGACGUCACUGCUGAAGGAGGACUUUGAGGAAGGGAUAAUGAAACCUGGUCAUGACGUACCUGAGGACAUGAUUCAAAAAGAACAGAUGCAUCUGAUAGAUGCAGGACUCUAUCUAAACUCUCCAUAUCCGUCAGCCCUGAGAGCAGCCAGAGACAUAGAUCUCAUCAUAUCCUUUGAUUUCAGUGAUGGAGACCCAUUUGAGACACUGAGGGUGGCCAGUGAUUAUGCAGACAAGAACGGCCACCCGUUCCCCAAGGUGGACUUUACACAAUUGGACCCUAAGCGCCCAAAAUCCUACUAUGUUUUUGAAGAAAGAGGCAAACCAACUGUAAUCCACAUUCCCCUCUUUAACAUGGACAACUGCAAAAGUAAGUAA